Messenger RNA from Spirodela intermedia, 28412 nucleotides. The record is from the annotation of a GenBank genome assembly. NCBI's taxonomy places the organism in Eukaryota, Viridiplantae, Streptophyta, Magnoliopsida, Alismatales, Araceae.
AUGGCGGUGCAGUUGCCGGAGUUCAAGUACGUCACCGAGGAGGCACUUAGAGAAUGGAGGAGCUCGAGCAGUGGCUUCAAGCUGAAGGAAGCUGUCCCCGCGUCGAGAUUCCUCUACGAGCUCUGCUGGGCUAUGGUCCGACCUCGGUGUUCUCUAGCAACUACUUUUGUAGUGGAUUUUUUUUUGUUGGUUUUGUUUGUGGUGGUUGUAGUUACGACUGUCGUUCUGCCUACUUGGAAGGUUCGUGGAGACCUGCCUUUGCAGAAGUUUAGAGCUGCGCUGGACUCGGCGACAUUUCCCGGCGAAUGUUCCAAGGACGAUAUAUCUUCAGUUUUGGCCGACAUAAUCGCACAUAUGGGGCAGGACGUGAGUUUGCCUUCUCUCGCCUUCCCAUGGAGAUUAGGGCGUUUCUAUUAGUGUUUGGUUGCCUCUUUGGCCUGUUUCUUAUUUACAUGCAAACUUUUAAUAGAGUGGCGAAUUGUGAUAGUUUUUUGAAGUUAGUCUUAUCCAUUUGUUUAAACUGGCUAUAUAUGCUGACAGUGGAUCUUGGCCAACAAUGAUAAAGAUAUUUGAAUUUUUUGAGGAUAGAUGCACCAUAAAUUUGUCGGUCUCUUCUACUGUGGCCUGGUGGGCGAGAUGGAUGGUAGGACAAUCGAUAUUACUCCGUAGAAUGAACCUCUUUUCACGAAGGAAACUAUGGUUAUCAUUGGUGUGUUGGAAAAUUGGAACUUACGCUUUUCUCACUACAGAAAGCUGUAAAUCGAGAAACUCAGUGCGCACUUUUUAUCAACAAGCAGUAACACGUGAGAAGAUAUGUAAAAUACGAAGAAAAACUCACAAUUGUGUCACAUUGUCAUUGUCUGGGAAAGAUUAUUAUUUUUUUGAGGCCUGAAACUAACUAGAAAAACCCUUUAAAUGAGUUUUUUUAUGAGCAGCAUGAUUUUCUUGGAUUCUCAGCUCAGCUCCUUACGCUGAUAUUGGGAAAAUGCCCGGUUUUUUAAUAGACUGUUUCUCAAAUUGAAACAUUUUACAUAAUUUUUAUGCGCCUUCAUGCUUAGUUGUGUAGCUGAUCCGUGUUUAUCAAAAUUGAUCAAUGUUUUGUAAUAAUUUUACAAUUUCUCUCCCCCUCUCUCUUGGUGUGUAUAUAUCUCUUUUCGGAAUGCUUUAUAUAGCCUAUGAGGACAAAAUAUCAUUGAAAGGAGGACUUGGGUGGACUUAACAAUGGUUCCAGUCACCCAAGCCAUAAUAAUUGAGGAAAUAGCUAUCUUGCUCACAUGUGACUCCCCAAUCCGCCCUAGAAGAUUGGCAUCUGUGGGAGGGUGAGAUGUGGUCAACUAAAUAGGGCCUUGUAGUCGUUGAUACUGCUGUUGAAACAGCAAUUCGACCUUUCCCUAAUUAAGAAACUAUGGCAACAGUUUUCGGUAUGAAGGGUAGAGAAUCACGUAAAUGAUGUCCAUUAGCUUAUUUUAGUAGUUAUUGUUCAAGAGCUAUUGAAAACCACUUUAAUCAAAAUUGUUUCAACCCACUAUAAAUGCAGCGCUGUUUCUUAAAGAAGGGGCCGAGGACCUGGUGGAUUUCAGAAAAAGACAGUUCAUAGAGCAGUUGGCUCAAGUUAUUUUUUAUAAUAACAAUCCAGUUUUUGAAUACAUAAUUAUAUUGUGUGAAUAUUACAUACAAAAUAAGGAGUGUAGGAUGCUGAAAAUUUUAAUGAGAAACAUUCCUAUGAGUUUGUGAAGAUACGUAAACAUUGUGCCUGAUCGAAUCCAAGCAUGAGGUUUACUCGGUUCCAUAAUUUCAUUCCAAAUUUUGAAUUUUGAUCGUUAAUAAUAGAAACUCAUGUCACUGCUUCCGAUUGCACUAGUUGGUCAGGCCCUUAGUUCAGUGGUAGGAAAGUUUGCAGAAGUUAACAUCAUUGGUCUUGUUUUCUGCGGACAAAGUUUGUGAGACAUUAAUUGUUCUUUUUUGUCGAUUCAUUACUUUCUUCAUUAAGAUACGGAUAAAAGUAAUACAUCUGGAUUAUUUGCUUCCAUUUGAGCCUGUGACUGACUUACUAUCAUGGUAGGUUUGUAUGUGACGACCUUUUGAAUUGUGUCAAUUUUACUGUUUUUACUUGAUAAAAUGUCCUUUGUUUUGCUCUAAGGGCCAAUCAUUCUUGUUGCAUAUUGGGAUGUAUCUUCAUAGCCUAUGGAUUCUUGAUAAGAAAUUUCUUAAAUCAUAUAUUGUUUGUUUGGAGGUCAUGGAACUGAACGGGGAUUAUCUACUGUUUUGCAGCAUACAAUGCCUGGAGAAUAUCGAACUCGGCUAGUGAAAAUGGUUUAUGCUCUACCUUUUUGAGAUCUUGUAUGGAAAUUGUUUUGUUCUCUUCCAGCUCAACGGAUAUUCUUAUUGCCUUUUGUUUUCUUGGGUUAGUGCAACGUUCACCUUUUCUUCUACCCUAGAAGAUAUUAGUACUUUGAGAAAAAUUACGGCGAUUGAAGUUUUGGCUAUAAAGCCGUGAGGAUAUAGUUUUGGCUAUAAAGGCGAUUGAAGUAGUGGUUUGGACAAGAAAGUGCUACCAAUGGAUGGAAGUAGCAGUACAUAUUCAAGAUUCUAAGAAUGCGAAUGACUCUCUAAGAGCAGUUUUAAGAAUAAGAUACUAUUCAUCUGAAACUGAGAUCUUUUUUGUAAAAUGGUUUCAUAUUCUCUUUUGUUGAAAGAAGUGCGACAUAUUUGAUGCAUAAACAUUAUGGAUAUGCUUGGUGAAAAGUUGCCCAAAGUUCUUCUUUAAUAAGGGAUCUAUGAGUGAUUUUAGACAUUCUCUGUUAUCUGAUUAAAGGAUGCAUAUUUUUUUUUGCGCAGUCUAAAUGGCUGGUGGAGUCUGCCUUGGUUCCGUGUAGACUUUUCCAAGAACGAUGUGAGGUGAAGCAUGUUUUUUACAUUCGGGAAAUAUUUAAUCACCAGUUUCACCUCAGUUAGUUCUAAUUUGUAAUCUCUAUUUUUUAUUUAGAAUUUCAUAAUUCUAAUAUCCUUUCGCAGGAAGAGUUUUUAUGGGAAUCGGAAUUCACUAAAAUAAAAGCUCAAGAAUUAAAGGCCAAAGAGGUAUGGCGAUUAGAUUUGUUCAAUGCUUAUGUUCAUUUACUUUCUAUUCAUCAAUUUGUGAUUUCAUUUUAUUUUCAGCAUUGCUGGUGGAUUGACUAAAUCAUCUCUCACAUUCUGUCAGUUUUAUCGACAUUAUGUGAUGCUUAAUAUGAUAUUUAGUGAUGGUCUACUUUGACUUGUAGGUUCGGGUGAACACUCGACUUCUUUACCAACAAACAAAAUUCAAUCUUCUUCGUGAAGAAAGUGAAGGCUAUGCAAAACUGGUGAGCUAACUCUGACUUUCUUUAAAAAGUGAACUUUUUUCUAGUGAAGGCUAUGUACAACAGUGAAUUUAUUUAAAUUGAAUUCUUGUUACAGGACAGAUCAGAUUUACCCAUUCACCUCAUUUUUUAGGUCAUGGUCUUCUGGAACUUUUAGUGAAUUUGAAAUAACUCAUUUAGAUAUGAUCUAGCGCCAAAGGAUCAAAUGGAAUUGAUGGAAAGGCUGAAGGUAUAGGUGAAAUAUCCGGCACCAAUAUGUGAUUAGGAUAUCAUCUGUAAAUUUCUUGAAUCUGCUGAACGGCUGGGAAAUGCUGUUUAAGAAGUGAAACAAAGAAGAAUGGUUGUGUUAAGUAAAUUUCAAACUCACUCCCUUGUGAUUCGCUUUGCUAAUGGUUGGAAAAAUCCAGUUGUCCAGCUGAAACACUUUACACUGAUAACCUCAAGUUAAUGGCUCAAUAUCUGGAUUCUGCGCUGGUCUAACUGAGAAUUUUGUCCCAUUUUUUGCCUAAUGAUGGGUGAUUAGUGGGUCCAUUUGAUUUGCAUUCAGACAAUACGCAGGCUGAAGUCUGAAAGAUCAGUUAAUGCUAGGAAGUCUUCAGCCGCAGUCUGUUGUCGCCAAUAUUUUCAGUAUCAUAUGCAAUGUCCGCAAUAGUUAUAUCACAUAAGCAUGCUGGCAACGCCUGAGCUCUGGGUACUUGGGGUAAUGCUUUAGCAUAACCUCUUAAAUCAUGUUUCCCUGUCAGUUUAGUAGAUACUUUUUUCAAUAUAUUCUGAAAUAGUAACCUAAUAACAUAAUUGAUGAUAAUGUAUAUAAAAAGAAAAACCGUUCUAAACUGUAGUCAAUAAAUCUAAAGUAAAACUCUUUUUGAAAAUUUCUAAAAUGUCCUUCGAUACUGCACUUACAAUUUUCUCUUAAUACCAUUGAAGAUUUUGUAGCAAAUAUAUCCAUCGACAUAAACAACUAGCUGUUCAUCUCAUCAUAUAAAAUGAGAAUCACUGUGAGAAGAAGAUAGUACUUCACAUUGAGAGACCCUUUCCAGCUGCAAACUUUUGUGUGCAUGGUAUAUUUUAAGUGGUAAGAAAUUUUCUUCAAAAGAUUGGAACACGUGUUGAUUUAUUGUAAGGAUACGAAGACUGAAUAUCAAUUUUCUUUUCCAAAUCUGAAAUCAGUCCUGUUAAUCUACUUAUUACACUGCCAACAUCAAGAAGUGAUCAUCAUUUUUCCUCUCGUUUAGAGGGAGCCACUCCGUGAAAUCAGGAAGAGAGCGAGGUUGAGCCUUUUCCUUUAUUAUUGGCUGUUUUGGGUUUUUGAAGCGCACCAUAUUUGUAUCUCUUUUUAUUGAAGUACGACAUAUAUUGGGCUUUUUCCCGGUUGAGAAGCUAAACUGAUGGCUAAAGUGAUCAUUGAUUACUGGUGUUGUUUCUUAUCAAUCUUUUUUGUUUGUCUUAUUUUCACCAAACUUGAUUUUGCUUAUUUUAUCUGGCCCUUGUCUAGUCUAUGGCAUGAUAGAACUAAAAAUUAUAUUUUUUAUUGUGAUUUUUCUGUUCAAGAAGAGUUAUUCAGGGAUUCACUUUGUUUUAUGUUUGGGCUCGAAUUUGGUUUCCUUUGUUUACUGUGUAGGUUACACUUCUUUGUCACAGUGGGUUGAUUAGAACAGACAAUGCUUCAUCAUCAGCAGUAAGCUUGAUUAAGGUUGUGGAUCAUUGUAGUUUCGAUGUGAUAUAAUGCAGCAUCCUUUUCUGCUUAUUGGAUCUAACGGUUAUCUCUUUGCAGUCGUUAAUUGGACACUUUGACUUGGAUCCAAAUCGUGUUUUUGAUAUAGUAAGUUCUUAACUUGUUAUUAUCUUAUCUAUCUUAAUCUGAUCACUGCCAUUGUCUCUUUCAAACAUCUGUUCCUGUCAAAAAUCUUUUAUUUUGAAGGCUCGUAGCACUGAUUACUUGAUAGGCAGUAACGUCAAAUGCUUGGUGUAUCAGGUUUUGGAAUGUUUUGAACUGCAUCCAGACUGCAGUAUCUUUUAUGAUCUAAUUCCUAUGUUUCCAAAGGUAUGGUAAAAUAUUCUGCAAACUGUGACUAACAGCUUGGUCUUGUUGCCUAUCACAUCUCACUGUUUUCCAUGUGGCAUGCAUUUUUUUCCAGUCUCACGCCUCCCAAAUUCUCGGAUUCAAGUUCCAGUAUUAUCAACGCAUGGAUGUAAAUAGCCCUGUUCCUUUUGGGCUAUAUCGUCUUGCUGCAUUGUUAGUCAAGGCAGAUCUUAUUGAGCUUGACAGUAUGUAAGUGCAUAGUAAUUUAUCAUGUACCACGGAUCCUAUGCGCUUAUCAGCUUUUCUCGUUUCUUGUCAUUUUGGGUAUUUAUAAUGCAGUUUCCUUGUUAGUUUUUUGACGUUUCGUCCUUUCAUGUUGAACGCCCAUCUAUUUAGACAUUUUUUUUUCUCAAACGAUUUUUUUACUUUUCCAUAAAUUCUUAUUUGUAUUUUAAAAAUGGUAAUAAGAGCUAGAGUGAUGUUGACUGGUUCCAGUUUCGAUUUGAAUUGAGCUUUAUCAGGGUGAUUUACAAAAUUGCUGUUCACUAUCUAUGAAAUUUACGCACUUUUGGAGUGCCUCAUGCUCAUUGGAAGAAAGCAUGCUGGCUGGUCUUUAUCCUUUUCACCAGGAUUAUCUACUAGCUUCACUUGGAUUAUUGCUAUAAAAGAUGUUGAACUGACCAGAAUCUGUCACACAUUUGCAGAGAAACGAAAACAAGAACAUUUCUAUACAUUCUCAAUAACUCUUACCACUUCCUGCCCAAACUAUGCAAAUUGAAAAAUUCAGAUCUUCUAACAUUAAAAUUAACUGUGAAAUCAAAAUUGCUAUCCAUUUGUUCCUAUGUUUCCAUGUUUCCCGGAAGAGUGAUCUCAAUGAGAAUUUUCAAAAAUUCUUACCCUUCUAUUUUGGCAGAUCAUGCUUGAUUGUGGUAUUUAUUUCAUGAUUGGGAUUUAGGGAACACUCUCAAUUUCUCAGUUCUGAUCCUGCAUUGCGUAGAGGCUACCAAACUUCUCUUACUCUCAGUUGUAGAAACGGCAUUCAUUUUCCUGACCGGGUUAAAUUUCUUAUUUGUUUUGAAGUGGAUCUUCCUGUGUGCCAACCUUCCCAUUAAUGCCUUUAGUUUGUCAGAGGAUUUUAUAUGACCAGUAAAGCGUGAUUUCCCUCUGUCAAUAUUUUGUUGCGACUCUUACCAAUGGUCUUUCAUGCUCUGGAAUAGCAUAGAUGUAACCUCAAUGAAUUCACUGUCUUCUUAUGCAAAUGUCUUGCAACCUUUCAAUAAGAAUCUCCUAUUAAUGACAACUGUUUUUGCGACAAACUUUUGUAGUAUAGUUUUUGAAGUCACGAAUCAAAAUGGAAUUUCGUACACGAUUUUUGUUUCUUACAUGAUGACAUAUUCAAGUCCCUUCUUCCAGGUCGGUGAAGCUAGUCCAAUUUAUGUAACAAAAUUUCCUGUUUACUCUUAUGGGUUUAUGCCCUUCCAGUGUAUUACCUUGCUCCUGUAUGGUCUUUUGCAGAACACUGUUCCAAUCAUGUUACUGAUCGGGCUGUAAUGGGAGAUCUUACAUGCUCACAUAUUCCUCGAAAUUAUUUCAAGCUUCCUUACUCCUCGUCCCUGUCUGGUUAUUGGGUUUAUAUAUUAUCCAGGAGAGUAAGCUCAAGAACAACCAGGAAAUAAGUAACAGUUUUUGCUGUUGUAAAGUUCUCCUCAUGUUACAUUCGGAAACCAUACAUUGGUUUUUUUUCCACAAUGACCUGUCAGAUCUGAUCGUCUGCGAAUAAGUUUCACUAAAAUAUCUUCUCUAUGUACGUCGCCUACGUGGGUACUUAUAACCAUGUAUGCCUGUACUGGGGAAUUAUGAUUUUGGAAACAAAAAUCUGCCGAACUGGGGAAACCGGUCAGUAGACAUUUAUGCAACGGUUUGACCUUGAAGUAUGUCUGUAUAGGUUCUUAACUUGUGGAAAUAUGUUGUUAACGACCUGCAACCACUUGGAGUUGUCCCGCACCAGCAGAGUUUCAUCAAAAGAGAUCCCUUUCUUAUAUGCUAAAGUAAUUUUAUCAUGCGGCGAGCAGGUCAGAACCAGCCAUAUGUGGUUAGAUUGUUCCCAGGAUGAACUGGAACGAGAACAUGCUGUAAUUCAUAAAAAGAGGUUUCCUUAUUAGAUAAUGGGUUUCAUCAUCUACUAGUGAAACUGGUCACAUGAUAUUGGACUUUUCCCAGGAUGAUCUGGAAGGACCCAUGUCCUUCUGGAAUCAAGAUUUGAUCCUGACAACGUAUUUUUAACUUCAGGAUAUAAUCAAGUUCAGUUUUUUUCCUUGUCAGACUUAUUGCUUGCCUGCUUUAAUUUUCCAUGCAUUUGUUAAGCUCCUUGGUGUUUAUCAGUCACUUGUCAUCUGAACUGGAUAUCAUUUAUUUCACAAAUUCUCUCUACAAGUGUAUAACGUUUGUUUUAGCUCAAUUAAAAUUUCAUAACCUUCUUUGAAAAUGGUUGACUCCUUUAUUUGAAGAUCUUAAGAGAAAACGGACAUUACUUUUCUUAUGUUCUAAACUGAAAAUUUUGUUAAAUCAAGUUAAUCAUAUCAAACCAUCUUGCAAAUGAGGGCUAAUACCUUUUUUUAGGAUUUUUGGAUGGAUUAUUAUUAUUUUUGAGCCGAAAAUUACUAUUUACGUCUGGUAUUUCAGAUAUGCUCAUUUGCUUCCAAAGGAGAGUGAAGCCCUCGAGCAUUAUGAUGCAUUUUUGGCCAAAAGAAUUGAAAUGGUAUGCCGUCUCAUUGACAUCACGUCCCUCUUCGCCUUCUAUCUGAAAAAAAUUAUUUCUCUGAACAGCUUGUAACAUAGUUUUAUGUGAAAUAUGAACCCAGUUACUGGGUUGUUGUCUGUCUGUCUUUUUCCCGGGUCUCUUUUUUCAUUUAGGGUGCUAGACUAGUCUCUUUAAUUUCACCGGCAAGUUUGGGAUUAUGAUUGAGUUCUCCUUUAAUAUUAAUUUUUCUGUUGCAUUUUAACCACGAUGUAUUUGCUCAUUUUUUCUUAGGUCAAUAAAAUUGGGAAAAUAAAUCUUGCUGCCACUGGGAAAGAUCUUGCUGAUGAGGAGAAGCUUGACUUUGCGGUGGAUUUCUUUGCUGCCAUUGACAUGGAGGCUAAGGCAGUAUCAGAGCGUGGUCUUGAACUGGAUAGUAACCAGAGCUUGGGUCUGCUUAUGGGUUUUCUUUCUGUUGAUGACUGGUAAAGGUUCAUAUGCUCUUAUUGUAGAAGCUUAUGGUGCUUGAUUAUUUUUCUGUUUUUGCUACAAAAUCUUUGUCAUUGCAUCUAUCAUGGGGCAAGGUUGGCCUAUAAAUGUUGAAUAUUUUAAUUUUUCUUUAUGAACUGAGAUGUAGUUGUCCAAAUCAUGAAAAGUUAUCGAUAGAUAGUAUUGUCAUUACUGAAGAGCUGGGGGUAGCUGUCAGAAGGAUCUCUGCCAGCGUUCUCUUUGAUUUUCUUAUUCUCCUUUGCAGUGCUGAAAACUCUUGAUCUGGUUCAGAGUUCAAAAAGUUGAUUUGAAGUGCAGAUAUUGUUGGCUCAGAACUAGGACACAAUCUGCAAGGUGGAUGAUCAUUAGAUGUUGGCUGAUUUUGAGUUAAUGAUCUGUUGAGACUGAGUUACGGUAUGUAAUGUGAGUUUUGUUCUACCUGAGGCUGAAUAGGCUCCUGAAAAUGAGAUAUUCGGCACUGCACUCAGAGAUGUGGUUACAAAAUUGGGCAUGUAGAGUAUGGUGCUCUGUAUGCCAUAUUUAUGAACACCAUGAAUUGAAGAAAGCGUAUUCUAUUUGUUUGGAUGAUUAUCAUCAAACUUAAUGCUGUUUGCAGCAUCAAUACAAUUGCGACUGGGUAAUGGAACGCAAAGUAUACUUGGGAAGUUACGAUGUUUGGAUGAUUAUUUCAAACAUUGGGAGAACGCCUGAGCUGUUCACAGGCAAAGGAAGGGCUAUACAAGAGAGAAAAUAUCAGUUUGGGGGUCAACCAUUAUGGUUGGAGGAACUUUUUAUGGUUGAAUUUGAAGAAAGUUCAUGCUUUCGCAUUUCCUAGACACGUUCGUCUAAGUGAACGAAGAAAAUGAAAGAACUGGGGUGUCCGGUUAUGUGAUUCAAAAAGAUGUUUGAUAGACUAAUUGUAUGUCAUGUUGGAGAAAUCCUGGGCAAACUUGACACCCAAAAAAUGAAUUUAUUUCUUUGGGAAGUUGUUUGCAAGGAAUUUCCAGCGAUGGAUAGACAAUGAAAUUGAGUCCUCUGUUUAGAAUAUCUGGCAUCUCUUUCCUUAAGAAAAACAUCAGAAAGAUUACGGGAAGUAAUCUUCUUUUUAAAGCAAGAGACAAGUAGUGUAGAAGGAUGUGGCAAUAUCCACUAACUGGUGUGUUCACGUGGAGAUUCAGGGAAAUGAUUUGUUAUUUUCAUUAGUUUCGUCGGGAUCUCUAUAUUUACCUUUUUUCUCUGUCGAGAAAUUGUUGCACUUACAACCUUAAGAAAACCUGGUGUGAAAUGGACCUUGAAAGAUGACAUUUGAAAAGUUUGUAUGACAAUUUGAAGUAUGCUCAGAAGAAACUAGAUCAAAUCUUUCAAAAAAAUAUUUCGAAGUCUUCAAGUAUUAAAUGCUUUCAUUCUCCAGUUUAUAUGUUCCAUAAACUCUGUUAAAGUUCGUUCACAUUUAUCUAUGAUUCCGGAGUUUGCGUACAAUAAAUUUAUGGGUGUGACGUUGACCCGUUUAAGUAGUACUGUAUGUGGUUUUGCAGGAACCACGAAUCCGUCGCUUUUCCAUGUCCUAAAGUCCUGUAUUUUGAUCUGAUUCUAGGAAGCUGAUUCAUCAUUGGGAACGGGAACCAUUGUGUGACUGGGGGAAUUAAUACUUGUUCUUCUGUAAAGUAAUCAGCUUGGAACUGAUUAAACCACCUGCUUUACCCAGUUCGAACCAGUUGUAUGUCAUCCACGAAGCAGCGUUUAAACGCUUGCUUUUAGCUGAUGUUUUAACUAGUAUCUGAGUUCCGUUUGGAUAUAAAGCCAUCUUUUAAAUCCCUGCUGCUGACUCAGUUAAAACUCUUCCUAUGUUCGCACCCAUGUACCAUUCAUAUUCCAUACUGUCAUUAUGAGCAGUUUUGAGAUACUCGUGUAUAGAAUGCUCGUGUCCUGGGUGCUCAUUAGAACCCAGAAUGAAAUACUGCACGUUCUUUGAGCGCACCUCAGAUCACUCUGUCAGACUUUCUCUGAAUCUAACUUAAUAGGUCAUCUUUUGCAUUUGGGAGCUGAUCCAUGGUAAGAAACUCUGAAAUUCUCAAGGAAUAGGUGCUGUAGGGAUGCACUUGUGCAUUUCCAAGAGCUGCGGUUCCUUGUGAGGAGGAUUUUCUCAUGUGUUUGGUUGCAAUUAGGGGUACCAGUGCCCCUUUUUGCUCGUUUACAGUCAUGGUUGUCAUGUUUGUCAGUGUUAUAGCAUUUCACAUUGGCAGACAGUUGUAACAGUUGUUCUAUUGUUGCCCUGGAAUACAAGCUAUCGGCAUCUCAUUCUAGUUAUCAUUGCUUUUAAAAAUGCUCUUUUGUUUUCUUUUUGAAGUGAAAUACUCGAGGAUUAUGUUGAUUUGUGACAUAAAUUGCCAUUAUUUUCGAAAUUUAUGUGGUUCUUUAUCUUUUAUCAGUAAGCGGUGCUCCUAUUUCGGUGGAUAGGUGAAACAUAUUCUUAACUUUCCCUCUUCUUUAGGUAUCAUGCAAAAAUACUAUUUGACGCUCUUUCACAUCUGAAUCCUGUUGAGCAUAUCAAAAUCUGCGAUGACUUGUUCAGGUACUCGUCAUUGUCUUUUGUAUUUAUAAAUGGUUCAUAUCUUUUUCAGUUUUGUUAUAGUUCAUAUGUUGGUUGAAAUUUCAAACUAUCUGAGAACGUUUUCGAGUUCGCUUUUUUUCUAGUUUUUUCUUCCAUUCAAAUCUGGAUGUUAGCAUGCCAUUUCUAAGGAAAAGAAAUGGAAUGCGAGAGAAGAAGAAAGAAAUAAAUAUAAUGUAAAAAAGUAUGAUUAGUUCUGAUGGCAUCAUCUAUACAGAACUAAAUACUCCUAAAAUUUGGUUUCUCUUUUAAGGUUUUCGUUCCCUGAAGUAUUGGCAUCUGAACUGUAUUAUUACUAAUCUGUAUUCACAAUGCUCAGUUCUUUCCGAAUUGCCUCCAUGACAUCUUCAUGUGUUCAAGGUCUAUAUUGCCCAUUUUCUCCGCGAAAUCUUUCUAUAUCGUUAUUUCUGCACUUUGCAUGUGAUACUAUGAUGGCCUUAAAUUUGGAGAAGUUCUGUGUGGCAAUGAUGUUUUAAAACUUCUAAAGAAAUCACCAGACUUAGUAUAGGGACGCUGCGUAGUAUACCGAAGGGAUUAGUGGAAAGAUAAUGGCAGGUCACAAAGAGACUCCGCUUUCCCUUUUUUGAUCCACACUAUCGAUCCGAAUUCGGAUCCAAGUCGUGUUUCAUGUGGAAACCAUCACAUAUCCCAGUUAGAGUCAUUAAUGGGUUGACAAUUAUCUGAAAUGCAAAUCCUAAUUGAAUUUUGUAAUGUGCUAGGCCUGGGACAGCCUUCUAGGAUGAAGCUCAUUGGGUUUUUGUGGGAGAGGCUAUUCUUCACUUGAAAAUUUUCUUGAUUGUAUCGUGGAAUCUUGUCAUCUUUGCUCAUUCGACGAUGAUGUUCAACCUCUCCUAUUAUUUUGCAUGCAGUCUCAAUGCAAGAUGUUAGUACAUCCCUGUUCUCUGAGAAACUGAGGGAUAAAGAAUUGACAGUAAGGACUAGUGAAGCUCAGGGAGAGGCCUUGAUGGUAGAGGACCAAAAGGAAGGUAGUCAAGAAAUACUAAAUGAUUCCAGACCCAGGUCAAAGAACAAGUCAGCAUUUGCAAUUACGGCCACAGUAGUGUCACAUCCUAGCUAGUUUUAAAUUGGAAAGUAAAUAAAAAAAGAUGAAAGAAAGAUCAUAAAAAGAAAAUUCUUCUGAAGUGUUGUGCUUGGCACAGCUGCAGGUGCUAUGUGCCUGCAGGCCUCCUCUGGUCCAGCAUCCGCCUCUAGUGGCUUCCCUCCUCACAUCAUCGUGAGGAAGGUCGGUCUCCUCACUUCCCCUCAGCCUGUCUCGUAGCUGCAGUGCGCACAGCAUCUGCAGCAUUGGGGCGUCUCCUUCCACUGGAGCGUCAUGCACGGCCAUGAUGCCAAGUGUGGUGUCUCCGUGUAUGAGGGGCAUCCCCUUGCAUGGUGCAGUCCGAGCACGUGGCAGCCCUGCCACAGUGGGCUGCCUUCUGCUGCUCACAGGUACUGUGAAAUCCAAUGAUGAAGUCUAGUUCUCUACCCAUUAGUUGAUGGCAUAGUUACGCUGCUUGUCUGUGACAUUCCGUGUAAGCUGAUGAUAGUCUGUGUUCAAUAAAGGCUUGGAAUUAGGCGUGGAGGAUCUUGCACACUGGUCCAUCAGUAUAAUUUCCUAUGUUAUAAAUAGCUUCCACAAUAUACUCGACUUUUGUGAGAAGGAGAAUCGUUGGAGCGUUUGUUCUAAUUGUUCGUUCUUGUGAGAUUUGAUAGAUAGUAUACCUGUUGUCGUGAUGUACUUAAGAAAUAAACCUUGUAUACUGUACAUGUUGGCAGAUAUGCCCUCCUGUUUCUUAUAUGCCCACGUCUAUGUCAGUAUGUCUAGAAUUUUCUAGGGAUCUGGUAUAAAUACUGGACCUUGCUCUCCUUGUAAUAAUUUUUUCAAUCAAUAAAGAUAUUCUCUCUCCAUGGGUGCUGAGGUUUCUAUCAGCGCACCAGAUCAUGAGUCAGACUGACUACAAUAGCCCAUAUUAGGUGAUUGAUGACAACAUCCAAUUCAGAUGUAUGAUUAAAGUGGAUCUGGCUAUGUACUGGAAGAAUAUUGGGUUAGCUGAUAGUGUAUUUACUUGUGCAUUUUAGCAGAUUAAAUAUUGGGUAGAGUAAGACUCUUUUUUAUAGUUUUGACAGAUGUGAUGGUUACUUGAAGCUUUUUUUAGUAAAUAAGAGUUGGGACAAUGUUGAUUGUUUUUCUUUGUUUCCUGUUUAAUUCAUUUGAGAUUUUUUUCAUAUCGUUUCUCUUAUAUUUGUUACGAUGAGGAGAAAAAAUCAUCUUCAUACAUUCUUAGUUUCUCAUAAAAUUGGAGGGAAAACGACAAUAAGAGUUUAAAUAUUGGUCAGUUUGAAUAAUCUCUCUUUUGCGAUUGGUUGUCAAAAAAUCAAACUACACUGAUCUUCUAGAAAAGGAUCAAGUGAAUAUUGCAUUGGAAAUAUUUUACUACGUACUUUGAUUCUUAACCAGUUCCUGUUAAGUGGUGCUUGAAAUUAUAUCAUGGUCUUCGUUUUCUAACAUUGGUGAUUAAGAUAAAUUUCCAGUGGAUAAAGGUUCGUAUCCAACACUUUGAUUCUGGAUGUCCUGUUGUAUCUUUUUUUUAUUGUGUGUAUAUUUUAUUUUCUAUAGUGAAUCUUGGAGAGCCAUUUCCUUCUACAGUGUUGAGAAUCAAGAUGGUAAUUUGACAAUUUCAUGCUAUGCAUGCAGGAUUAUUGGAAGCACUAUCUCAUCUGCAUAUUCUACUGUUUGUCAAAUGCGCCCAGAAAACUCUGAUACAUCAUUUGCUUCUUCCUCUGAUGCCAUGGAAUCGUCCAAUGUAUCUUUACACUCCAGCUCCUUUGUAGAUCUUCCUAAGGAGCUUUUUCAGAUGCUCACUGUUGCUGGACCAUUUCUCUAUCGUGAUUCGCUACUAUUGCAGAAGGUAUUUCAGCUGUCCAUUCAAUUUAUGGCCUCAAUUUUUGGUUGUAUGUAAUUCAAAGUUGAAGAAAUUCAUUUACCGCUGGUGCUUUAUGUUUUUCCUUCUGAAUGAAAUGUUUGCCUCGAUGCAUUCGUACCUUGACCAAUUCCUGCAUUUAGUGUCUUUUCUGGAUGCAUAAUUUCUCCAUGUAAUCAUAAUGUUUAUUCAUUGCACUAAAGGAAUUGUUUUGCAGGUGUGUAGAGUGUUAAAAGCGUAUUUUAUCUCUGCUCGUGAACUUGUACAUUCUCCCAUAGUUAAUACCUCACCGAAGCCCAGUGAUGAAGAGAAGCUGGUUCCUGCUCUUCGUCUCAGAGAAGCAAGGCAGAAGGUUGAGGAAGCUCUGGCAUCAUGUUUAUUACCUUCUCUGCAGCUUAUACCUGCGAAUCCUGCAGUAGGCCAAGAGAUAUGGGAAGUAUUAUGUCUUCUUCCGUAUGAGGUUAGCAUUGUAGAUUGCUAUUUUCAUUUUUGCGCUGAUAUUAAUUACUGUUAUUUUUUUUGUAUGUGCAUAUGCUUUUUUUAACAUUUGUCUAAUAUUCUUGGGUCUGUGGUAUAGACUCGGUAUCGGUUGUAUGGUGAGUGGGAAAAAGAAGAUGAGCAGUUCCCAAUGCUUCUGGCGGCAAGGAAUACUGCAAAGGUCUUUCGUCUUCUCGUAUAGUUACAUUCGUUUAAUUUCUGGACAACCUGUAAUUUUAUUAUUUAUUCUACUUAUCAGUUAGAAAUCAGAAGAAUCUUGAAACGCCUUGCCAAGGAAAACUUGAAGCAGCAUGGUCGCACAGUGGCAAAGUUAGCUCAUGCUAACCCAGUGACUGUCAUUCGCACCAUUGUUCAUCAGGUAAGAUCGAGGAUUGAGGUUUAACAUCCUUUCGUUCCUGAGUGAAUAUGAUUGAUAAUUCUAUUUCAACUGCAGAUUGAGGCUUAUAAGGAUAUGAUAGCGCCUGUUGUUGAUGCUUUCAAGUAUUUGACACAGGUUUGUCUUCUUCCGGAUUUCUUGUCAGUUUGUUUGUUUACUUAUAAAACAGUCCAUCUUAUGCAGAAGAGGAUGAACUAAUAUUAUUCUUCCUUUGGCCCCCUUCUUUUGGGAGUUUGUCAGCGCAGUGGUAGAAACAAUAGUCUAUUGUUAAGAGAAAUUAAAUUAAUGUCAGCAAUGGUCAGAUUUCCCUGGUGUCCCUUAUGCUCCCUCUUCCAUGCCCACUAUUUCUAAGUUCAAUAUCGUGAAGAUAUUUGUCAUUAGCUCAAAUUUCUGUAAUUAUUUGAUAUUGCAAAAAGAAUCCCCCUUUUACCGUGCAUCCCUGUUUAAAUGGGAAAAAUAUAGUUUUAUAUCCUCCAAAAAAUGGACUCUGUUAAAAGAGAACGCCAAUAAAGUAUAUAUUCCAAAAAAUAUAAUCUGUUAAAGAGAAAAUAAAUGUAUGUCAGAAUAACGGGUCUUCAUGGACUUGUUAUUUUUGGACUUUCUAUAUUUAACGAUGUAGGGCCUUUGUGGCUGCAGUUUUUGGGCCAUUCUCAUUUCAUGCAAUUCUGUUGUAUAUCAGGAUCAGAAGGGGAUAUAUUCCUUUUUAUCGUCUUUCAACGGGAUUUGAAAAAUCUGUGUCACUAUUUCUCUUGGACCAUUUUUUGCAAUGAGAACGGUCCUGAGUGUUUUUUCUGUUAUAAGAAUUGCUGUAAUAAAUGAUUUGAAUGCAACACUGUUAAAGGGUUCAACGUGUGGUUGAUUUAUAUUAUAUAAUCUGUCUUAACUGGAAUUCUUUAGACAUCAAAAUUAUGAAACAUGUUCGCUAUUUAUUAUUAGUUUUGAACUUCUGCAGCGAUUUUCUUGAUGCCUUUGAAAGUUUAUUGAUCAUUUUUUUCCCACGAUUGAUCUACAUAUUUUAUAGUGACCAAGUUUCCCGUUCUUUUCAGCUCGAAUAUGAUAUACUAGAAUAUGUUGUCAUUGAGCGUUUAGCUCAGGGAGGGCGUGAUAAGCUGAAAGAGGAUGGCCUCAAUUUGUCAGAUUGGCUUCAAUCACUCGCAUUAUUUUGGGGCCACCUGUAUGUACUACUGAUUUCUUUGUACUGCAUCCAUAAUAAAGAUUUUAAAUUGAGUAAUUAGUUGUAAUGGUGCAAUUUUCGCUUGCUGUACUUAGUACUGCUAUCUGAUGGUUCAAGGUGUUUAUACUUCUUGGUAAGCUGGAUUGUUUUGCUUCACUCUUUGCCAACAGUUUCUGUCCUCUUAAUUGGACCGCUUAGGUAAGACAUGGAAACAUGAUUGCGUAGGCAAGAAUUGCUUUAUUCUUAUGUGAUUGAUGUAUUUUCUUCCGUAAUCAGUGGGGAUUAUUUUAAAACACUAGGAGCACAGCAUAAACACUCGUUGAGGACUUACUGUCUUCAGUAGAAGCUGCCAAAUCUUGUUGUUACUUGGCAUAGUUCUGUUUUGCCAGUUUCGGUCCAAUAGCUUGUAGAAAUUGACUCAAACCAAACAAAUAUAAGCAGUGGGGAAUUUUUCUUGGCAUACAAUUCAUAGAGUAAUUGCUGGUUAUAUACAAUUACCCCUCAAAAAAGAAAACUACCUAGGUUGAAUCCCACGAUUUAUAGGAAACUCGAGCAAAUUAGGACACUGACCAACAACCUCACCAACAUAGGAAACUGACAAACAACCUAACCCUUAGCUAUUUGUUUUUUCAUACAGAAAUGUCUAAUCUAGUUCUCUGAUGUUUUGGUAACUUUGGGUAUCCUGACAUUCGCAAUCGGCAGUUUCCGGGUUGGAAUGAACGGAUCCGUCUAGGACCCUUAUGUUUUUUUCUCGAAUACUCAUCCAUACCCUUUUUUAACUUCACAUCUGGCUACCAUCAAGUCACUAGGCAUAGCUGUAGUAGAAAAGGAAAUGAGUAAAAGAUUUUCUGGACUGGCAUACUGGCUAGAUAUAUCAUCCUGAAGUACCUGCCCCCCCUCCCCCCAAUGAGAAAAUAAUGAUCAAGUGAACAAGAUACCCACAACAUUCGACACGUGCAAUUUAAUAGUUGUUAAGUUAAUCUAUUUUUUUUCUAAGUUACUUCACAUAUUGUGAACAUUCUAUAGCUUUUUUUUUUCUUUCUUAUCGGCUGAAUUAAGUAUGAAAUAAUUUGUUUCUAUCUCAGUAAUUAUAGGGGAUGAAUAGUAAGUAGUAUCUUGUUUAUUUAUUAUUCUUCAUUGGAACUUUUUAUUUUGGCCUUUCGUUUUGGACAAUCCACAUUUUUCUGCGAUUCAAUGAAUUUCUUUUUGUCUGUUACGUCCGUGCCAAUUAUUGAGGUAUUAUAUGAGUUAGUUGUGUGUUAUUAAUAAAAUCACAUCUUGUUUACAGGUGUAAAAAGUAUCCUUCUAUGGAACUGCGGGGCCUUUUUGAUUAUCUUGUUAAUCAGUUGAAAAAGGGUAGCGGAAUUGAGCUUGUAGUUUUACAGGUGUGUUGCUUUUUUUGUUGUAAAGGUUCUCUUCACCUGGAUUUGGAACCAUUUUUAAUUGACUUGGAGCUAUGGUACAGGAGCUUAUGCAACAAAUGGCAAAUGUACAAUAUACUGAAAAUAUGACUGAGGACCAGCUGGAUGCAAUGGCUGGUGGUGAAACAUUACGUUCACAAUCUAGUAUCUUUGGAAUGACGAAAGCUAAUAAGGUGCAAACAUGAUUUCCCUUGUUUUUUCCCCCCUUAAUCACUCGGAUUACAGUCACCCGCUUUGAAUUUCAUGCAUCCUAUUCUGCUUUUCAGCAUCUUUUUUCUUCUUCAUGUAGUCUACAAGAAGAUUAUGAAUGUGUCCAAUGACAUACUUCGAGUUGAAACUUCGUUGAUAGUGGACAUGGUGUAAUCAUAUUAUGCUAUUUUUUGAACAUCUAUAUUCGUUGGAAAAUUGUCCUUUCCUUUCCUUUAUUUUCCUUUCCUCGUUUGCAGUUUUUCUGACGAUGAUGCGGAUCGUCUUUAAUUUUAAACUUUGUUGAAAAUUGAAAGGGCGUCCUCAUAUGAGGCUGCUGUUUAAGCAUCUAUUCUCUAGAUUCUUUGAAUUUUCAUCAACAGUUAUAAGUUGGAUUGCAUAUUACUCUCGGCUUCAUCAUCGAUUUUGAUGGAAUAAUGAAAUUAUAAACUAUUUUAUAAUGUUUUUAUAUGAUACAUAUUUUUGGAUCAUAACUCAGGUCCAGGUUAAGCCAGGUUGCCAUUGGCUCAGUAUAUUACCGGACUCAGCGAUGACAUUGAUUACUUUCAUGUAAGGAAAACCAUGUAAAAUUGCUUAGUCCAGUCAGGCUGUUUCAAAUGAUGAUUCUAUUGAGAAUGUAGGACACUGGUUGAGGAACAUAAUGCCCAGAGACACGUUAUUGACUAGAGUAGAUUACUUUUCUCAUAAUAGGAAACUUGGAGGUUGAACAUAACAACAUCUCAGGUGUCUGUACCCAAUGAUAUUAUUGCACUGAUGGUUUCUUGUUGGAGUUCUAGAAAUACUUUCGAAAAUAGUUAAUGAUGAUCUGACAUAGGUGAGCAAAGUAUUUCAACAGAAGGAAGGGUUAAGAUGAAUGGAUAAGACAUAGGUGAUCUGACAGAAGGAAGUCUAAUACAAUCAUCUUUUAACUCUUCAAUUCUAGUCCUUAUUGCACAGAAGGAAGAAUGGAUUAGAUGAAAGAUUGAAGACUGACGAGACUAGUCAGUGGCUACAAUCCUCCUCGGUUUUCUAGCUGAAAUAAUCAAAUUGCUUUCUUAGAUGGAAGGGUUUAGUCUGAGAAUUUCGCAAUCAUAAUCCACACCUAUAUGUUACCAAAGGAUAAGUGGGAGUGGGUUCUUUCUACUCAAAUUUGAGCUUGAGAAGGCCAACGAUAAAGUUUCUUGGAUGUAACUGGAACAUGGCGUCCAGUGGGGGUGAUGAGAAGUGAAAUUGAUGGGACACGGUGUAUUAUGACACUUAUGUUUUCAUUUUCUCAACAGUGAGCUAGUGGUUAUUAUACUAGCUUGAGAUGAUUAACCAAGGGGCCUUAUUAGAUUGCCACCUUGUUUGGCAAAUUCAACUACACUUCAAAGAAAGCAAUGGAGUUCGGUUUCCUGCAGAUUAUGAUGUGUAUGUAAACGUUUGAAUGACACAUUGGAAAUUGCUGAUUACAUGUUUCUGUUUUUCGAAAACGCCGAAGUGCUCAACUUCCAGAGGUAAUUGUUUCUGUCUGAGGAGAAAACAAGCUAGAAGGUCAAUUUCUCGUAAAUGAAAUGGUAGAUAUUUGAAUUUCAGAACAUGAACGUGCGUGCUAAUGACUUGUUGGAUCGUAAAUGUUCCAGUUUUCCCGUCAUCUAGGAUUUCUGCUGUUCCGAGGUCAGUUGAGUGAGGGAAUAGUGGCAUUAUUAUCAUUCGUUAUUGCAUCAGACUGGAGAGAACAGUCUACAGUGGAGAAAGGGUGGUUGGAUUAUUCAAAUUUGGAACUUGCAACAAAGAUUUGAUGGUCAAAUGGUUGUGAAGUUGGCGCUGCAGGCUCUAUUUGUGCAGUAAUUAAGAAGAAGCACGCUUAGGCUCUACAGCCUCUCUCCCAAGCAAUGCUAUUACCUGUUUGGAGAAGGAUUUUGAAAAAUCAGAUUGUUGGCUGAUCAGAAAUUGCAUUUUCCAGCAUGUUAUAUAUUGCCAGUAUGAAAGGGAAACUGCUUCAUGAAUUUUGAUACUUCAGUGGACCGAGGAUGAAUGAAAUAUUUAACUCAGAUGCAUCAUACUAAUUGGAGAUGCACCGACUUCAAUAUGCGAUAUUUAUUCUCCAGUGUUUUUACUGUGUCUGGAUGUAAUGGAGGGGCCAAAUGCAUCAGCUAUUUCCAAUUCUUAUCUUUGUAACGUCAUUUGAUGGGCAAUUUGCCAAAGCAGUUGACAGGUUUGCUGCUUCCCCUCGCCGUUUGCAGUCCCAUGGUUCAAAUAAUCAGAUCGCCUAGUGAUCUCAUCUUCUAACUCUAAUUGGCUCCAUGGGUAGGCAAUUUUUUUGGAGUAUCUGUUUGUUUUGGUAUCCCUGACCAAAUACAGCUUGGCAAGAGAUGACUUGGAGACUGUUUUCUUGUAAAUUUACAUUAUUCGGGUAUUCUCUAUCUAUUUCCAUCUUCUUGAUUCAUUGUUUUUGGAUGUCUAAUUAGAAAAACAUGCCGGAAAUAACCUGGUUACAAUAGUCAUUCUCCAGCCAAAGUUCCAUUAAUUAUGGUUGUUCUGGAACCAUGGUAAUCUGAAUGGAGUGCCAGUUUGGGGAGAUCUGAUCCGACCUUGACUGGAAUUAGAUGGGCCGAAUUGCCAAUCUGAGGAGAAAGGCCUAUUCAAGUAUAAAAAAAACCAUAUCGACAAUUUAAUGGAGUAUUUACUUAUAACGACAAUUUAACCCUAGAGGGAUUAGCAUAAAAGAAACUCAAAAUUUUAUCUGUGCAUAGCUGAUGUUAACUGUUGAGUGCAGUGGCGCUUCUAUCUUAUCCAUCCAUACACCUCAAAUCUCAGAAUUGUGAGCCAGUUUGGGCCGGAACGAAUGGUGAUGAUUUCUUCUCGACAGACAAUGAAAGUGAAGGAUGUUUGGAAUAUACAGUGACUAGAAAAUUCUCCUCUUGUAUCAUUUGUGCGAUCCCCUUGGAGGUGAUAAUCUGUACUCUGAUGUUUGGACGUUGGCAUUGGCAAUGGAAAAGAAUUGAAGCUGGCGACAACAGAGGUUUGAUCAUAAGAUGAUUCCUGUCCAUUGAGAAAGAAACACUACAAUUAUUGGUUUCAGGAGAUGGUUGCUAGUAUCAGGAAAUAUUAAUCUUGUUGGAUAACUAUUCUUUCUGGGGUGGUGUUGCUAGUUUUUAGGAAAUCAGAUGCAGUCUCUUGGUAUCAGUUAGGGGAAUAGUAUCAGUGUCUACCUGCUCUGUUUUCCUGAUCCAAUCCUUCCCCCAUGAAUUUGUAUUUCUUUCUUUUUGUCGCCCUUUUAUUUGCUUACUUAUUUCUGUUUCUGUUUUGCGAAGCUGAGCCUAAAUCUCUUGUCUGAGUUGCGUCAUUUGCUAUUUUACAGGCACUCUCAAAGUCCACUAACAGGCUAAGGGAUUCUCUAUUGCCCAAGGAUGAACCCAAUCUGGCAGUUCCUCUUUUGUUGCUUUUGGCACAGCAUCGUUCCAUGUGAGCUAUUGAGUGGUUCUAUUAUAUGAUCCCAUUACUUUUUAUUCUUUUCUUUUCAUUUUUUUUUCAGCCAAACAUCUGAGUAAUUGUUUAUGUAUGAAUUUCAUACUUUUCAGGGUAGUCGUAAAUGCAGAUGCACCACACAUUAAGAUGGUCAGUGAACAAUUCGACAGGUGUCAUGGCACACUUCUUCAGUAUGUGGACUUUCUCUCUGGUGCAGUAACUCCUGGAGCUUAUGCUCAAAUGAUUCCUUCUCUUAGUGAUCUUGUACACAAAUACCAUCUUGAUCCAGAGGUAAUGCAUUCAAGUUGCACGUGUGACAUCUGAUGUUUACUUUAUUCUUCUUUCUGAUAAUGUUGUUGAAACUUUUAGGAGUUAUGCUAUUCGGAUGUACAUGCAUAGUCUGUUGCAAGUCUGUACAGGCCCUCGCCCCAGUGUGCUGCUAAAUAUUCAGUUGCUGACAGAAUUUAAAAAAAAAAUAUUUUGCGAAUUAAAGCUCUAUGCGGCUAUAUAUGUCAUCAUUCUCUUGUAUCAUUGUUGUUAUUUGUCGAAUUGAUGCUGAGUAUUUUGUUCUCAUUUUUGCGCGUCAAUAGAAUCAACUUUCUUGGUUUUUUUGAGAAAUACUUUUUGCAUUGUGGACAUUUAAAUGAUUUUGAUGCAGGUAGCAUUUUUGAUAUAUCGGCCUGUUAUGAGGCUUUUCAAGUGCUCGAGGAGCACUGAGAUUUGCUGGCCUCUUAGCUUUCCCACGGAUAUGGAAAAUCAUACUCUAGAGACAGAAUCAGAAAUUUCGGGUUCAGAUGUCCUUCUGGAUGUUGCUUCAUCUCGGGCACCCAUUAGGUCAGAUUCAUUUGAAAUUUCUUUAUUCAUUUGGCAAAAUUAGUUAUAUGCAUGAUCCCGUAUCAGUGAUAAAACUAAAUAUCAUGAUUCCAUCCUCUGAUUUCUACUUGAUUCUGCACAUUUGUUUUUCUGGACAUGUGAUUUUACCGUGCUUUUUUAAUCCUUCUAUUGUUUGCAGGUGGCUGGAUAUUCUAGGCACAGUUAGAAGCAUACUGCCUUUAAGAGCUUGGAACAGCCUUUCCCCUGAUCUAUAUACUACCUUUUGGGGAUUAACACUCUAUGAUCUUCACGUCCCUACUAAUCGUUAUGAGUCUGAGAUUACGAAACAACAUAGCAAUCUUAAAGCCCUUGAGGAGCUUACGGACAACUCAAGUUCGGCAAUUACAAAACGUAAGAAGGAUAAGGAAAGAACACACGAAUUGUUAGAUAAAUUGACUCUUGAACUCCAGAAGCAUGCAGAUCAUGUUGCAUCUGUCCGUGAACGACUGGGUCAUGAGAAAGAUAGGUGGCUGAGUUCUUGCCCUGAUACAUUAAAGAUCAACAUGGAAUUUCUUCAACGGUGUAUAUUUCCACGCUGCACUUUCAGCAUGCUAGAUGCCGAGUACUGUGCCGUUUUUGUGCAUACCCUGCAUUCGUUGGGGACACCCUAUUUCAACACUGUCAACCAUAUUGAUGUUCUAAUAUGCAAAACCUUGCAACCGAUGAUCUGCUGUUGUACUGAAUACGAAGCUGGCAGACUUGGCAGGUUUCUAUACGAAACAUUGAAGAUGGCAUACCGUUGGAAGGUAUUUCAUUGAUUAGUGAUAUUACUCACGAACUGUAUCAUGACCAAGAGUAUGAACAUUUUUGAAGUUUGAUAGUCUUCAUAUUUUUAAUGUUCAUGAUUUUUCUUCAGAGUGACGAAUCUGUUUAUGAGCAAGAAUGUGGAAACAAGCCAGGCUUUGCAGUUUAUUACCGAUUCCCGAACAGUCAACGUGUGACAUUUAACCAGUUUAUCAGAGUGAGUUCUUUCUUUUAUUCUGCCAUGGAUCGGGUCUUUUAUUUAACUUCUUGUAUUCCUUUCUGUGGCUCGUGUUGUAUUGGUAUAAGGAUGGAAAUUGAGAAUCGGAACAUAACUGCCGGUCAACGAAUGCUACAAGUGUAGGAUUUCGGAUUUUUGUGUGGAAGUGGAUAAUACCUCAUAGUUAAUAGGUUUUGAAAAAUAAAAUUAUGAAUCUAAUCACAGUAGUCUACACCAAGACCAUCAGCUCUGUUAGGGGCCCAAUUGGACUUUCCUUAACCCUAAAAAUCAGGUCUUAAGACAUUCUCUCACACUAUAACUGCUGAGAAAUUCAGCCUAAUAUUCUGUUUCUCUCCGUCCAUAUAGCCCAUAGAGUUGCUUACAGGAUGAACAAUUGUACCUGUUGGUUCUUGCUUUCCCACAGGCAGCUCCAAGUACUCUAUGGGUGAAAAUUAUGCUGAGAGAACUGUGAGUGAUUGUUUGUUAGAGACUGAUAUCAAGUUGAUCAAACGAAGUAUAGCAAUUAUUUAUCGCGUUAACUGAGAACGGGGAUAAUAUGUUCAUGAAGAAAACCUUGUUAUAUGAAAGAUGGAUUCGUUAAUUAGAUGGCGUGUUACUGUACGACCAUUGCCUUGUUCUUGAUGCAUUUUCCGCGUUCAUACAUUACUUUCCUUUGAUGGUUAUAACGAUCAACAUGUUAAUGAAGCUGUCGUCGUCAAGAAAGUUACUAUUCUUCUUUUCAUUCUACUAUUAGUAAUCGCUCAUGUUAUUAGAUAUCUAUCUGAUUACUGUGAAUAUUUUAGGUACAUUGUAAAUGGAACACGAGAAUUACACGAUUACUCAUACAAUGCCUGGAGUCUACUGAAUAUAUCGAAAUCAGAAACGCCCUCAUUAUGCUGACAAAAAUCUCAAGUGUUUUUCCAGUUACACGAAAAAGCGGGCUUAAUCUUGAGAAACGGGUAAAAGAGUUUGUAUUUUUUGUCAAUCUUUGUGGUUUUGCCUCCCAUAUUCUCUAAUCUCACGAUUUUUUUUAUUUUUUUAUUUUUAGGUUUCAAAAAUCAAAAGUGAUGAAAGAGAGGAUCUAAAAGUUCUGGCCACUGGUGUUGCUGCAGCAUUAGCUGCUCGUAAGGUGAGUUCAAAAAUCCGGGAAUUCGGUUCAUUAUGUCAGCUGGUUGAGGAGAAAUUUGUUUUAAUAUUUAUUUUUUAAAUUUCUGAACUGAUGCAAUUCGUAUUCUGUGCUUUGAAAAUGCAGACUUUUUGGGUUUCUGAGGAAGAAUUUAGCAUGGGUCAGAUUGAUCUAAAACCGGCUGCACAAUACUCUAAGGUUAUCACUGGUCCUCUCAAUGUAUUACGGGAGAAUUCUCAGAGUGACUCCAUAGUGACAAAAUGUGGAACUAUGGGAGCUCAAUUUCAGGAUAUGCCGAGCACACAAAAAGAUCAAGCUGUACGAGCAAAGCCCAGUGAUGUGAUGUCAGAGGGAUUAGAGGGCAUCGGAGGUUCAAAACCUGAUUUGGCUCAACAAAAGGUAGGAGUUGCUUCUGGAAACCGUUCUGAAUUUACAUACUCUUCUACCAUGACACCUGGCAACCCAUCUACAAUUCAGGCAACUGUGGAGGACUCCACCAGGGUACCUGGAGAGGAGAAUAUUACGAAGCAAUCUACGAAAGCUUCUUCAGACGCUGAGGUACAAGAAAUUGAUGUUUGUAGUGUCUGAAACUGUUGAAUUCUUAAUGUGUCUUUUUUAUGACGUUUAUUAUGUUGUUUCUACCUUGGAAUCAUUAAAUUCUUGAUGUUCCAUGGUGGAUUGUGCGUCAUGUUAUAGAAGCUGGAACAAUAGUUAUCGUAUUCAAUCAUUUCAACAUUAGAACUAUUUAACUCAUACCGAUCGUUGAUUCUUUAGGGGGUUUUUGUAGUUUGUGUAUGAAAUUCAUGAGAGGGAUAUAUAUGCACAGACUGAAUACAAUUGGUGUAUUUCAAGUGAAGGAGAGAUGGAGGAGAUGCCUGACAAGUCGAAGAGAUCCUUAUGCAUGGUACGACCAUCAUACUAGGUUAAAGGAAACGUGCAAAAUUCAUCAAAUCACGUCUGUGGUCCUAUGAAUUUCUGGGGAAAAAAAUGGUGCCUCACUGAGUCAAAUAAUGACUGUGUCAGAGCAUCAGUUUAGAUUUUAUGAUGAGAAGAUCGAAAGGAUAUACUCGUGCGUUUUAUGAUUUGGAAAGGAUAUGUUAUAAGAAUGUUUAAUUUGUUGGACAGUUCUAAAGAAUAGUAUUCUUACUUGGCAGAAGCUGUGCUUAUGUGCAGAAUAUGAUUUCGGGAUUUUAGAUGGUACUACGGGGCAUUCCCAAUUUUUUAGGUUUCUUCAUUUAAAGAUGUAAUGAGGCUGAGAUUUGGAUAAAUAAUGGUGGAAGGUGAUUAACAAAUGGUAAGGAUUUCUAUUUGCCUUUUUUGUUGCAUUGUUUUGGGGCAUAAUUUGAAAGAUAUUAUGACAUUGAAAGUUGGAUGAAAGGAAUUGGGGAAGAUGACUUAAACAUAUCAAGGAUUGCCUCUUUGCGCUUUAAAUGUGUUGCCUUGCACAUACGCAAGGCUUAACAAUUUCUUUUUUCUCAUAUCAUUAUUUUUCCAUCAUUCGGAUUGAUGCUAAGUCACAUUCGGUUGAUAUCUGUUCUGUCGAUAGAAUUUUCUUUUAGUAUGCUUACUUUGCUGAUGUUGCAGCCUCGGCCACAUGCAAAGCGCUCCACACAAGCUGUUCUUGCAAAGCAAUCAAAGCAGGAACUAAAAGAUGAUAGUAGACCUGAAAAAUCUGGCGCUAGAAAUGCUGGUCAGGUUUCUUCCACUGCUGCGGGGAGGGAAGUGGCAGUUCAAGCAUCGGAAGGAAGACAGGGUGGAAGUGCGACUGCUUUGACUACUACAAAUGGCAGUGCGACUUUGGCAUCUGCCAAGGGCUCACUUGCAACGACAAGACCCAUAGCUGAUACGCAUGGUGGGAUCACAAAGCCUGCAGAGUCUAAGGCUUCUGUUGCGAAUGACAAUGACAUUGAUGGCACUGAGAAGCCGAGACACAUUCCCUCUCGUCGUGGCCAUUCACCUCUCCAUGAUGAUUCGUUCACGGCGAGGCCCAGUGACAAGGACCAAAGGAGAAGCGCUACAAUUGACGAGCAAGAAAGGUUGGGAAAGCGUCGGAAGGCGGACACUGAACCAAGAGACAGUGAAAGUACAGAAAUCCGAACGGCUGACAGAGAGAAGCCCUCCGAGAACUUUUCAAAUGAAGAGCAGCCUUUGAGUAGGCUUUCAGACAGAGGUCAUGAAAAACUAAAGGAUAAGGCAAGUGAAAGGCACGAUAAGGACCACAGGGACAAGGUCGACCGUCCUGAAAAAUUGCGCGGUGAGGAUGCUCUUGAGAAGAAUAGAGAGAGGUCCUUGGAAAGAUAUGUUAGUGACCGUUCUACUGAGAGAAUGCAAGAGAGAGGAACUGACAGGACGCUUGAUAGAGCAGUGGACAAAAGCAGAGAUGACAGGGGAAAAGACGAGAGGAGCAAAGCUCGGCACACUGAUGCACCACUAGAUAAAUCACAUUCUGAUGAUCGUUUUCAAAGUUUACCUCCUCCUCCCCCCUUACCCCCUAGUUUUGUUCCGCACUCUUUCGGAGGGAGUCGAAGGGAUGAGGAGGCUGAUAGAAGGGUCACCAGCACACGGCAUACUCAGAGGCUUUCUCCUAAGCAUGAUGAUAAGGAACGCAGACGUUCCGAGGAGAAUUUGCCAGUUUUACAUGAAGAAGCAAAACGUAGGAGAGAAGAGGAUUUACGGGACAGGAAACGAGAUGAACGAGAUUCUCAGCAAACAAAGGUACAGUGCUCACUCAGUUAUUGCAGAAUAUUAUGCUUAUUACAUGACUCACUCACUCACUCACUCACUCACUCAUGGCUUACCAUGCUUAUGUGGAUUGAGUUUUUCAUUGACUCUAGAUUGUGUAAGAUGAAACCAAAGCAACUGUUUGAUGGUGUUUCCGAAUUCAAGUGCAACAUGUCACUUUCCACACAUAUCUAUUCAAAUGGCCUGCAUCCCAUAGAUUUCUCAACUGGGUUGUGUCAUGUAGAUUUCUCAAAUGGGCUAAAAAUGUGUCGAAGGGGGUCACAUUCCGUCUUCAUAUUCCAAUAAACCUCAAGGGGCUGCAUCCCAUCAUUGACUUACGCUCAUGGAGCUCUAUUUCACAAACUUGUGGAAUGACCCAUAUCUCAUAGACGUCUGAACAGGGCCUCAAACUCAUACAUUUCUUAAAUGGGUCACACAUGUCAUUGAUAAUUACGUUGGUGGACUUGAUCGAAUAAAUUUGUCAAAUUUCGUCCACCAUACAGGCCUCCAAAUCAGUUCCAUCCAAGAAAUGUCUGAGAGCAUUUCAUCAUCUUCACUUGGGCACUUUUCUUUUUUUCCUUUUAUUGAGGAUUUGGAUCGGCACAAGAAAUAGUUCUCAGAUGGACUCUGUUCACUUCUGUGCUUAUCUGUACGUCUAUUUGUCCUUCACGUUUAGGCAAAGUUUAAGGAAAGCUGAGGACCAUCUGAUGCCAGAAGAACUCUGGUUUUAACAGAUGAACCAGUAUCUUUGUGAGCUUUAGGCUCUGUGGGAUCCCAAAUAAUCAGUUUCUUGUGAAUAUUCUGUCUGAACCUUGAUUAGAUAUGCAUAUUGGAAGAUAACUUUCUUGCUGAACUUUAUAUUCGGAAAAAAAAUGAUGUGUAGGCGGAAGAGAGAGAAAGAGAAAAGGGGAAUAUCUCAAAGGAUGAUGCAGAAAGCAAUGCAGCCACGAAGCGCAGGAAACUUAAACGGGAUCAUCUAUCCUCGAUGGAAGCUGGAGAGUACGCCCCAGUGGCCCCCCUGCCACCUCAAUCUCACGUGUCAAGUGUCUCACAGCGAUUUGACGGAAGAGAGAGUGGGGAGAGGAAAGUUGCCAUGGCCCUGAAUCGUGCCAACUACGCGGAAGAACCAGUCCAGAGGAUGCACACCAAAGAAGCUGCCAGCAAGAUCCCCCGGAGGGAUGCCGAACAGUAUCCUUUUUCACUGAUUUCACAUAAUAUUCACCCAAUUUAAUUUUCUCUUACUUCUAUCUACAGAUUAUUUUCCUCCUGCUUGAUUUCCUCAGAUGGAAGAUUGACCCUCUAUCCAUCCAUCUGGAAUCGUCAGUGUUCAUGCAUCCAUCCACUGGGGGUUUGGGGUUGACCUGUUCUUAUGGAUAAUCUCGUUGCAGCUCACUCAGAUACUUGCAGCUUGAGAUUUUCCCUUAACCAGGCGCGCUGCAGGGCAUACGACCGCGAGUGGGAGGACGAAAAGCGACAGAGGGCGGAAGUGAAGAGGAAGCACCGGAAGUAG